Plutella xylostella (diamondback moth) is the source of this 1295-nucleotide messenger RNA. RefSeq lists its product as uncharacterized. NCBI's taxonomy places the organism in Eukaryota, Metazoa, Arthropoda, Insecta, Lepidoptera, Plutellidae. The record is from RefSeq and is a predicted model, not a curated record.
CACCCGCUUCUCACGAUAGAGUUCGAGUUUGAUGCCUGGGCCAUGUACCAAUGAGUUAUUUGGAACUUAUGUACAAUGUAUACCUUUGUUAAAUAAAAUUUACAGAGGGUGUAAGUACUAAAAAUAUUAGAUACUAAAUAAAAAAUGAGUUCACACGUGUAAAAUGGAAAAUACCUAGGUAUGGAAACAUGCUCGUUAGCAAUUAUUAUUAAAAGCCGUCCCUCCCGUGCGGCAAAAACCACAAUUGAAUUAAGUUCAAUUUCGCGCGACAUUUUUUUUGCAUACGUUUUAGUUUUUGAUUGUAUAAAAUAGUGGGUGGCGGCCGUCAUCGUUCAUUAUUUUCGUGACUCCAAGAAUCUUCAGUUGAGCUUUGUGGUACCGAUACCCCUGCUCCGCCGCUGCCUUCCGUCAUCGCCGCCGCUCGCCGCCCCGCCCGCCCUGUCGCCGCCCGCCUGCCCUGCCGCCGCCCCCCCUGCCCUGCUGUUGCCCUCGCUGCCCCGCCUGCCGCUGUCGACCACCGUCGUCUGCUCUGCCGCUGAAGUCUGAUUGAAUACCGACUUCUCUCAUAAAAAUAAUGUCUGACUCCGAGUGCGAAUCCGUUGUCGGCGCGCACGUCGAGGCUGCAGUUGCUGCUGCAAAGAAGAAACAGACGAGCAAAAGGAAGUCCAGCGCCGCAUCGACCAGUUCAAGCAGCGCACCAAGAGCGCAGAAGAAGAAACUGCACACGAUUGAUAUUUUCGGGUUGUGCAACGACGAGGACGAAGUGUUGGCGCAGAACAAGACGCUGCCAUCCUUCGUCGUAAACCGCGUGGCCAACGGGAACCAGCGACGUGUAGCAAACACGUCGGGCGACUUUUACGUGGAGGUGAAAGUUUACGCGCGGCGUGACGCUGAGGACGCGCCGAAGGACACCCGCUGGACCAAGGCCUUGCUGCGGCUCAACACCUACGUGGAAGACGGGUCGCCGCAGUGGAAGUUGCUGCAUCGAUUUGUGAAGGAGGCGAGCAACCUCUUCAGCGACAGCACGCCGUCGUUUUAUAACCCGGAUACAAUUAAAUUUAAAGAAGCAUAACCUUUUUAAUAAUCUACAUCUAAUAAAAUAUAUUUUUUCCUAGUUAUUCCCGUUAUUAUUAUUGUUUUGUUUAAUAUAGCUGAAUUAUUAAAUUGGUAAAGGUAAAAGUAAAAUUAGAGUAGGAGUAGGUAAAGGUAUAAGGUAUAACUAUAAAGGUAAGGCAAGGUAAGGUAAGGUAAGGUAAGGUCUAAUGGUCUUAUUUUAGUUCGAUUUUUUAAGUAGA